CCUCAUCUGACAAGUAAUAGUAACGCUUCUCCAGACUGAGCUCUGAGAACUAGAUGAAGUCGCACGAGUCCAGCGUCUGCGCCCGGGGUCGCCGCCACGGUGACAGUGGCGUCACCUAGCCCUCCGGCUCCCCCGCCUACAGCACUCCCGCACCUCUCCCUAAGCCACGCCCCGGACGUCCCGCCUCCAGCACUCGGAGGUCCUCGGGUAUUGGUCUUUCCGAACCAACAUGGCGGCGCCCUUCCCAACUUCACACGCCUGCUUUUGCGCAGCCAAUCAGAGGAAAGAUGCUUCUAGAUCCCGCCUCCUUCGGCAGAACCACUGGCCAAUAAGGGCACAGCACGGAGGUCACCGCGGAAAAGGCAAAACCAGCCGACCCAAUGGCUAUGUCCCAGGGAUAGGCUCCGCCUCUCGCUGACCAGCCUGCUCGGCUACGGAAGGAGAGGCAGCGCUUCGAGAUGCGCUGCCUGACCAUGCCUACGCUGCUGCGGGCCCUGGCCCAGUUUGCGCGCACAGGACAUCCCAGUGGCCGGAGCCUUCACAGCAGCACAGUGGCAGCAACCUACAAGUAUGUGAACCUGCAGGAGCCCGAGAUGGACAUGAAGUCAAUAACCGACCGGGCAGCGAGGACCCUGAUGUGGACUGAGCUCUUCCGAGGCCUGGGCAUGACCCUGAGCUACAUGUUCCGGGAGCCAGCCACCAUCAACUACCCAUUUGAGAAGGGCCCGCUGAGCCCGCGCUUCCGUGGGGAGCACGCGCUGCGCCGCUACCCAUCUGGGGAGGAGCGCUGCAUCGCCUGCAAGCUCUGUGAGGCCGUCUGCCCUGCCCAGGCCAUCACCAUCGAGGCUGAGCCCAGGGCUGAUGGCAGCCGCCGGACCACCCGCUACGACAUCGACAUGACCAAGUGCAUCUACUGCGGCUUCUGCCAGGAGGCCUGCCCUGUGGACGCCAUUGUUGAGGGUCCAAACUUCGAGUUCUCCACGGAGACCCACGAGGAGCUACUGUACAACAAGGAGAAGCUGCUCAACAAUGGGGACAAGUGGGAGGCUGAGAUCGCCGCCAACAUCCAGGCCGACUACCUCUACCGGUGACGUGCCCGCCCACCCAGCUCAGCCCCCCAGCUCAGCCCCAGGCCCUGCUGCCCAAUAAAAGAGCCUGCUCUCCCUA
Molecule: messenger RNA, 1167 nt
Organism: Ictidomys tridecemlineatus (thirteen-lined ground squirrel)
Lineage: Eukaryota; Metazoa; Chordata; Mammalia; Rodentia; Sciuridae
Gene: Ndufs8
Product: NADH:ubiquinone oxidoreductase core subunit S8
Biological process (GO): mitochondrial electron transport, NADH to ubiquinone; mitochondrial respiratory chain complex I assembly
Cellular component (GO): respiratory chain complex I; membrane
Molecular function (GO): 4 iron, 4 sulfur cluster binding; NADH dehydrogenase activity
Source: RefSeq, a predicted model, not a curated record